This is a messenger RNA of Nasonia vitripennis (jewel wasp), 696 nucleotides long. RefSeq lists its product as uncharacterized. Bases 282 to 587 code for a protein of 101 amino acids. Lineage: Eukaryota; Metazoa; Arthropoda; Insecta; Hymenoptera; Pteromalidae. The transcript has 3 exons. The record is from RefSeq and is a predicted model, not a curated record.
AGUCACUGAGUUGAGGGCCUCGACUCGGUGCAACGGGCCGCUCUCUUCCUCGUUGCCAUUUUCGCAGUGCGGUUCGCCUUGAAGCGAGACAAAGGUCCUCUCGGCCAAGAGUUGAUUUUCUUGUGUUUUAUGGGGCUCUCCUUUUUUCGCGAGCAAUGUCAAAGCCAAUGAUGAUGAUUAUGCUAUACAUGCACUCGUGCUUUGUGGUUCAAGGUGGCUAACCGAAACGAUUUCUCAUUCGUAUUUGCUCAUCGUUGGUAUAAAACGUUUCGUUCGAAACGAUGACUUGGAAAACGCGAGGAAUUUCUCUUUUCCGUCAAGGAAUCGGUGGACGGGUCUUAAAAAGUCUGAGUAUCCGGCAAAAGUGCGAAACUAAAGCACAGCAGGGCGUCACGGAUUGCUGCCCAGCAAAGAGCUUGAUGGACGAAACUACGCAUCCCGAAGGUUCUUGGUCCAAAAAUUACAACCGCUGGGAUGCCCAUAACAACCAAAUGCUGUUCAUAGGACUGACAACCUUUAUCGUUACAGCAAUUGUCCUCAAGAGAACCGAAGUCGCCAAGGGCUACCCCGACGUUACGCUAUUUUAAAAGCCAAAGGACAAGCGGAGCGUGUAUAUUAAUUAUUUAAACUUUUUAAUUAUAAAUCCUUAAUUGUACAAUCGUUACAUAUACAUUAUAUUAAAUCAGCCGGCUCAUA